GAUGCAUGGCAGGCAGCGGCGCAGGAGAGUGACGAGAGAGCUCGUCAUUUGACGGGCUUAGUGGUAGCUGAAGCCAUGCUUCUGCAGCAAAAUGAGAAGAGUCGGUCGCAGCAGGCAGUCCAACAGAAGCAGCCAAGUGCAUCAAUGGAGCAGCAAUUACAAGAGCAGAAACAAGAAGUUCCAAUGGCAGUACAGGAACUUCAAAAGCAGAUGCAGCAGCAGCAGCAGCAUGAACCUUCAGGGCAAGUGGUGUUGGAGCGACCAUACUAUGCGUACAUAUCAAAUGUGUGCGUAUCAAACACAUUCAGGCGACAAGGAAUUGCUGCAGCUCUCAUGCGUGCUGCAGCCGACGUUGCAGCAGAAUGGGGUGCUGAAGAGGUGUAUGUUCAUGUGCAUGCAUCAAACACAGCAGCACAUCAUCUAUAUCACCAGCUGGGCUAUCAA
Closterium sp. Naga37s-1 is the source of this 444-nucleotide messenger RNA. Lineage: Eukaryota; Viridiplantae; Streptophyta; Zygnematophyceae; Desmidiales; Closteriaceae. The record is from the annotation of a GenBank genome assembly.